Messenger RNA from Saccostrea echinata, 1071 nucleotides. RefSeq lists its product as uncharacterized. The coding region runs from base 1 to 1071 and encodes 356 amino acids. The transcript is spliced from 2 exons. The record is from RefSeq and is a predicted model, not a curated record. NCBI's taxonomy places the organism in Eukaryota, Metazoa, Mollusca, Bivalvia, Ostreida, Ostreidae.
AUGAGAAUUUCUCGUAGCGGCUUUAUCGUGAUCGGACUAACAACGUCAUUUUGUCUCCUGCUUUUUGUUUAUUUCAAAAAAACUUCUCCUGAUCACCACGUUCUAGAAACCAAUCGAGAGAAGUACAAUACUGAAUUAUUUAGGAUAACAUUUGAAGAGAACUCAAAAGGUUCGCCCAGUGAAUACUUUGUCGAUCGUUCCUUAGAUGAGGAAAUUAAAGAGAAGCUGACACUUCUGCUCAAAGGAGAAGCCUUCAAUCCUAUUGUGCGAAAACAUGUAGAAGAUCUUAAAGAGAAAGGUGAACUUGGGAAAGAUGUUCAUGUCGAGACUGUUAGUCAGUCCGCCAAAUCUCGUCUGCAGCCGAGGGACUCUGUACUGACACCCAAAGAACUCAAAAAUAUUCAUAAAUGUUUAAGCACCAGCAAGCAAGAUUACGAUAGAAAUUACGCCGCUUUUUUUGGAGGUGACCAUGGGAAAUUACAAAAUAUUCGAAGGACCCACCAUAAAUAUCUGAACGAAAAAACUUUGAUGAUAGAGGUUGGGGGGAACUGGGGCUGGGAUGCAGGGAACUUCUCAAAACUCUAUAACAUGUACUAUGUCAUACUGGAGCCAUUAACGCCAUAUACAGAUAUUCUGGAGAAAAAGUUCCAAGGAAACGAGAAAGUUAGUAUUUAUAAUAUAGGGUUAGGCUCUAAAACUGAAAGAGUGAUGGUUAAUCUAGAGGGUAAUAAUGCAUGUGCAACGACAAAGUUUUCCAAGAAGAAUGGAACAGUCCCCAUAUACAUCAUCAAUGUCAUUGACUUUUUAACGGACCUGGGAAUUGGACUUUAUGAUCUAGAUUUGAUGACGAUGAAUUGUGAAGGAUGCGAAUAUGAAGUUCUAGAGACAUUAGUGGAAUUUAACCUCAUUGAAAAAAUCCGAAACAUUCAGUGGGCAACUCACACCCAGAUCAGCAUCCAUGACCCGUGGGGGCGCUAUUGUCGUAUUCAGGAACUUCUCAGACGGACACACUGGUCCACUUACCAGUAUAAGUUUAACUGGGAGAACUGGCGACGGAGGGAUUUAGCUUAG